UUUGUGUAUAUAUAUAUAAGUAGCCAGCAUACCCUCAGUAUCCAAAGUAGAUAGGUGAGUCAUUUAGGAAAAAAGAUAAGAGAGGGAGAGAGAAAUGGUUCAAGAAGAAACAAGAAAAGGUCCAUGGACCGAACAAGAAGAUGCUCAGCUUGUAUUGUAUGUGAACUUAUUUGGGGAUCGCCGAUGGGAUUUCAUAGCAAAAGUUUCAGGUUUGAAAAGAACAGGAAAAAGUUGCAGGUUACGUUGGGUUAAUUAUCUGCACCCUGAUCUCAAAAGAGGCAAGAUGACACCCCAUGAAGAGCGCCUUGUUCUUGAACUUCACUCCAAAUGGGGAAAUAGAUGGUCAAGAAUUGCUCGAAAAUUACCCGGUCGCACGGAUAAUGAGAUCAAGAAUUAUUGGAGAACCCAUAUGAGGAAAAAGGCACAAGAGAAGAAGAAAGCUCUAUCACCAUCUUCAUCUUCUUCAUCCUUCUCAUCGAAUAGCCCUACUAUUGAAUUUACUUCAGUUACAAAGAACAAUGAAUGUAGUUUUUACGAUACUGGAGGUCGCAAGAAUGAUUUUGAGGUGGACAUGGAUGAAAUUUGGAAAGAUAUUGAAGUGUCCGAAGGAAAUUGCAAUAUUUUAUGCCAAACAAUUGUCUCUCCUACAUGGGAUUUUUUUCAAGACUCCUCCCUAUGGCCCAUAGAUAAAGAAGAACAAAGCAAGAUGGUCCUCCCAGUGAGUGAUCAUUUUAAUUCUUUUACCUUUUACAAUCAGGAAAUGACCGGCUAAUCAGAUGUUCAUUUACUUAAGG
Molecule: messenger RNA, 794 nt
Organism: Olea europaea var. sylvestris
Lineage: Eukaryota; Viridiplantae; Streptophyta; Magnoliopsida; Lamiales; Oleaceae
Product: transcription factor MYB59-like
Exons: 3
Coding region: 95-772 (225 amino acids)
Biological process (GO): regulation of DNA-templated transcription
Cellular component (GO): nucleus
Molecular function (GO): sequence-specific DNA binding; DNA-binding transcription factor activity
Source: RefSeq, a predicted model, not a curated record